AUGGCUUCAACAAUUACUGGACUAGCAGAAAAUGCAGCAUUUAGAACUUUGGCUGAUCAAUCUAGAGAAGUAAAUAUGAUGGAAGAAUUCAAAAUUGAUCCAAAACGUGCAGAAAAGUUUACUUUAAAAUUGUUGAAUUCAAAUAGAGGUCUUCAACUUUAUUUUGAUUUUUCAAAAAAUAUAAUUGAUGAUUCGAAGUUUAAGCAACUUAUUGAUAUUGCUCGUCAAGCUAAUGUAGAACAAUGGCGUGACAAAAUGUUUUCUGGUGAACAUAUUAAUUUUACAGAGGGACGUUCUGUUCUACACGUUGCAUUGCGAAAUAGAGAAAAUAAACCGAUUUUGGUUGAUGGAAAAGAUGUAAUGCCUGAUGUUAAUGCAGUUCUUAAACAUAUGAAAGAAUUUUGUGAUCAAAUAAUUAGUGGCCAAUGGACUGGUUAUACUGGUGAAAAAAUUACGGAUGUUGUUAAUAUUGGAAUUGGUGGUUCUGAUUUGGUUCUUAAAAAAGUCAAUCCAGCAACCGUUCUUUUCAUUAUUGCUCCAAAAACGUUUACAACACAGGAGACAAUUACAAAUGCGGAAUCUGCUCGUGAAUGGUUUGUGACGAAAGCAGGUGAUGCAAAACAUGUCGCCAAACAUUUUGUUGCGCUUUUUACAAAUGCAACUAAAGUCAAGGAAUUUGGUAUUUCUGAAGAGAAUAUGUUCGAAAAUUGGGAUUGGGUUGGUGGUCGUUACUCUCUUUGGUCUGCAAUUGGUCUUUCAAUUGCUGUUCACAUUGGAUUUGAAAAUUUUGAACAAUUGCUUGAUGGUGGUUUUCUAGUUGAUAAACAUUUUUGUCAAACACCGCUUGAGUCUAAUAUUCCUGUAGUUCUGGCUGUUUUGGGCAUUCUCUAUAUAAAUUUACAUAAAGCUGAAACACUUGCUUUAUUGCCCUAUGAUCAAUAUAUGCAUCGCUUUGCUGCCUAUUUCCAACAAGGAGAUAUGGAAAGUAAUGGAAAAAGUGUUUUGAGAAAUGGCUCUGGAACUUUGUUACAAACAGGACCUAUUGUUUGGGGAGAACCUGGAACCAAUGGACAGCACGCCUUUUAUCAAUUAAUCCAUCAAGGAAAGCAUCUGAUUCCCUGCGAUUUUAUUGCACCAAUUCAAAGUUUGAAUCCUAUAGUGCAGGUCUUCACCAUACGCCCGGAUCAUGUCUCGCCGGGUCAAGUCAUCUUGCCAUUUUUUGGCUUUUUGGUUUGCUUUCUAAUUUUAUUUUUCCUCAUUCCACAGAUUUUGCUUGCCAAUUUUUUGGCACAAACUGAAGAUUCAAUGAAAGGAAAAUCUUCAGAAGAAAUAGAAAGUGAACUUGGGUAUUGUGACUUAUAGCGGGUUUUUUGUUUCUGAACCGAUUUCGACAAAUGAGGUGUCAUUCGAAAGAGCUUCGAAAACUGAGUCGAACUAGAUACGGGGGAAGUCGGUCCGACAAGCAAGGGC
This is a messenger RNA of Meloidogyne enterolobii, 1470 nucleotides long. The record is from the annotation of a GenBank genome assembly. NCBI's taxonomy places the organism in Eukaryota, Metazoa, Nematoda, Chromadorea, Rhabditida, Meloidogynidae.